AGCCGCCGGUGACGAUAGUGAAGGGUCCCGAGGACCAGCAGGUGCUGGUGGGCGAGCGAGCGGUGCUGGAGGCCGAGGUGUCCGAGGAGGGCGCCCAGGUCAUGUGGACGAAGGACGGCGUGGAGCUGACCCGCGAGGACGCCUUCAAGUACCGCUUCAAGAAGGACGGCAAGAAGCACUUCCUGAUCCUCAACGAGGCCACCAAGGAGGACACCGGCCGCUACCGCAUCCUCACCAACGGCGGCGAGGCCGAGGCCGAGCUCAUCGUGGAAGAGAAGCAGCUGGAGGUCCUCCAGGGCAUCGCCGACCUGACGGUGCAGGCCACCGAGCAGGCGGUCUUCAAGUGCGAGGUGUCGGACGAGAAGGUGACCGGCCGCUGGUUCAAGAACGGCGUGGAGGUCCGGCCAUCCAAGCGGAUCCACAUCUCCCACACGGGCAG
Messenger RNA from Cyanistes caeruleus (blue tit), 439 nucleotides. The record is from RefSeq and is a predicted model, not a curated record. NCBI's taxonomy places the organism in Eukaryota, Metazoa, Chordata, Aves, Passeriformes, Paridae.